AUGGCUCCGCCUCAUCACCGCGCCCGUACGCCUGAGACGCCGACCAACGAGCAGCUGGCUCAGAACUUGCAACAUCUCAUGCAAACGAUGCAGACCUUGAGUGAAGCCCUUCUGCACAACAAGCAUCCUGCUCCGCCGCCGCAGCCAGCCGGGAAUCGGGAUGUGGGACGUCUAGUCUCGGGACAUAGGCCACCGGUGUUCGCCGGAGAAGAGGAUCCUGUGAUACUCGAGGAGUGGAUCCGGACCCUUGAUAAGAUCUUCGCCGUCGUGGGAUGCCCUGAGGAUCGCAGAGUGAAGCUGGCUUCUUUCUACUUCAGUCACGAUGCUGAUCUCUGGUGGGUACACGAGGGUCCCGCGUGUCAAGAAGAGCCCGACUUCGACUGGACAGCCUUGAUGGACAGGAUGAGGGAGAGUUUUUAUCCAUCGCACGUUCGAGCCGCCAUGAUGCUGCUCCCCACCGAGCUCGCGAAGGUGGAGAAGUUCGUGGCAAGACUCAACUAUGAAGCCCGGAAGGCGUUGACUGUGAGCAAGCCGAGGACCCUGAAGGAGGCUUAUCUGAGCGCGGCCGAUCUGUAUCAUGUGAAACAGUUGCAGCGAGGGUCGUUUGGGUUCGUUAAGAAGAGGAAUGAAGGAAGUGGGGCCCACAGUUUCAAGAAGCCGAGACAAGACUUCCGAUCCAGACCCGCAUCCUCCCCGCCUCAAGGAUCAACUCGGGCGGAGAAUGGAGCUCAAGAGAGGGCUUUUGCAUGCAAGAAAUGUGGGAAGGAACAUGUAGGGAAGGAUUGCGAAGGAUCUGCACUCUGA
Molecule: messenger RNA, 804 nt
Organism: Ipomoea nil (Japanese morning glory)
Lineage: Eukaryota; Viridiplantae; Streptophyta; Magnoliopsida; Solanales; Convolvulaceae
Exons: 2
Coding region: 1-804 (267 amino acids)
Source: RefSeq, a predicted model, not a curated record